Messenger RNA from Plasmodium yoelii, 2778 nucleotides. Its product is annotated as tRNA-methyltransferase. The coding region runs from base 1 to 2778 and encodes 925 amino acids. Lineage: Eukaryota; Apicomplexa; Aconoidasida; Haemosporida; Plasmodiidae. The transcript has a single exon. The record is from RefSeq and is a predicted model, not a curated record.
AUGUUUUUCUCGUUAACAUUAUUAUACGCCAUUUGGUUGGUAUCAUUUGUUAUAAAUAAAAAAAUACCAUUUUACCAAAAUGUAAAAAAAAUAAAUUAUCAGUAUUAUAUAAAAAAUUAUGUACGGGGAAAUUUGUUUGAUGAUAAAAAUAAAAUAAAAAAAAAUAUAAUAAAAUAUAACAGGAAAGAAGAAAUUGAGAGUAAAAUUUAUGAUACACAUCCUAAUUGUCAUAAUAUUAAUAAUGUAUGUCAAAAUGAAAUUUAUAAAAAUCACAUAGAAAAGAUAUAUAACGAUCUAAAUAGUUUGAUUACAAAAAGUGAUAAAAUUAAUUAUAUUAUUAAUGUAGGAAAUAAAAAUUGUAAAGAUUAUUAUAUCCCCAUAAAUAAAAUAAAAUUUACUAAUAAACAUAUAUUUAAUCAUACAAAAAAACACAAAUUUUAUAUCAAUAAUCUUAGAGACAAUAUUAAAUAUGUGUAUAUAAAUAAAUGCAAUACAAAUGUUUAUUUGGGUGUGGAUAUAGAGCGGCGUUGUUUUGAAAAUGACGAAAUAGGAACAAGAUGUGAAGACAUAUCAGGCAGCACACCAAGCGGCAUAUGCAAACCUAAAGGUUGUGAAAUGUUAUUGCCUAAUGAAGGAGAAAGAGAAAAAAUUUUAGAAUUAUUAAAAAUGAACGAUAUUAGUGGAAUAGAAAAAAUAAUGAAAAAAGAAAAAUUUUUAAAAAAUGAAAAAAUAAAAUACUAUAUUACAAUUGAUGGGUGUAGUGAUAAUAUAGUAGUAAGCAGUUUUAUUUAUAUAUUAUUAAAAGGAAUAAAUAAAUUAGAUUUAGAUUUUUUUUUUAAUAUAAAUUUAAAAAAAAUAGCUAAUGAUUUAAAAAAUAUGUUUGAAAUAUAUGUCAAUACAGAGCAUAUUGUAAAUCAUAUAUACAAACAAAUUUGUAAAUUUUUUUUAAAAAUAAAUAAGACAGAAAAUUUGAAAAAAGAAGAAAAUACAAAUGUGAAUAAAACUGUUAAUUAUAAUCUUACUAUGGACAAAAUAAAAAAAAAAAAUAAUAUAUUAUCAAAAUUUGAUAUAAAUAAUAAUAAAAAAAAAAUAAAUUUUACUAAAAAUAUGAAAAUAUAUUGCUAUCCAAAAGUAGCACAUAUGCUUAGUGGUGGUGUAGAUUCACUAAUGGCUUUAAUUUUGUUAGAAAAAAAAAAAUUUUACAUUGAUAACUUUUAUUUUAAUUUUACACAUUAUAAUUGUAGUAAAAAUGAUUUAAAAUAUGUAAAAAAUAUAUGUAAAAAUCGAAAUAAUUUACACAUUAUUAACAUAAAUAAUGAAUAUUAUGAGAAUGUAUUUUUACCAAUGCUUCGAAGUUAUUCAAAAGGGCAAGUUCCAAACCCUGAUAUUGUUUGCAAUAAAAAAAUAAAAUAUAAUUUUUUUUUAAAAACCAUUAAAAAAAUGUCUAAAAUAAAAGGAAAAAAAUUUAAUUAUGCAUAUAUUUCAACUGGGCACUAUGCAAUGAUAUCUACAAACAACUCAGAAAAUUGCAACAAUCUUUUUAAUAAUAAUUUUCCAUAUAUUAAAGGAAAAAAUGAAAAAAAAAUAAAAAAUAAAAAUAUAAAUAAAAUAAAAGAUAAAAAUAAAAUAAGAGAGAGAUGUAAAUUAGUUGUUAGUAAUGAUUUGAAAAAAGACCAAACUUUUUUUUUAUCGUCUUUUUCUGAAAAACAAUUAUCAAAAUUUUUAUUUCCCUUAAGUUUAUACAAUAAAAAUUAUAUUAAAUUAUUCAUGAAAAAAAAUAAUAUUACCAAUUAUAAUCCCAACGAAACUAAAGGGUUGUGUUUGUAUGGAAAUGUAAAUAUGCACUCUUUAUUGAAGCUUUAUUUUAAAGGUGAAGAGCAAAGCGGGGAGCAAAGCGGGGAACAAAGCGGGGAACAAAGCGGAGAGCAAAACGGGGAACAAAGCGGCAAGCAGAGUGAAGAGCAAAGCGGCAAGCAGGGUGAAAUGCAGAGUGUAGAUUUAUACAGAUUUAAAAAAAAUGAUAUAAAAGGUUUUAAUUUAAAUUAUGUAAAUUAUAUUAUAGAUAUAGAUGAUGAAAUAGUUAUGGACAAAAAUUCGGAUAUUCAUUUAUAUACUAUAGGACAAAACAAACAUAUAACUACAUAUAUACAUGAUCUAUAUAUAAAAAAGUUUCAAAAAAAAAAAAAUGAAAAAAAUUUAUUUUCAUCAUGUCAAUGGACAGUAAUAUAUAAAAAAUUAUUGGAAAAAGAGAUAAAAUGUAAAAAUGGAGAAAAAAAAAUUAUAGAGAAUUUUAUUUAUGUUACAAAAAAUUAUUCUGAUAAAAAAUUUUCUAUUUUAAAAAAAAAAUGUAAAUUAAAAAAUAUAAAAUGGAUUGGAAAAUAUGAUGAUAAUGGUGGUAUUCCGAUUUAUUUAAAAAAAAUAAAAAAUAAAAAUGGAAAUAUAAAAAAUAGUGGUGUAAUAAUAUUUGUGAAAAUACGAAAUAAUGAAAAAAUAAAAAAAGCAAAAUUAAUAUUUAAUAAAAAUAAUAAAGAAGGUUAUUUAAAAUUAGAAAAUACAGACAUUGGUUUAUCACCAGGUCAAAUUAUUACUUUUUAUUUGCCAUUUAUUAUAAAAAAAAAUAAUAUAACUCAAUAUAUUUAUAACAUCGAUAAGUGUUUACAUUUCCCUAUAUAUUAUCAUUGUAUUGGGAAUGCAAAAAUAACAAAUCAAUAUCUUAACAUUGGAAUAUAUAAAAAGAUAAUGGAAAUUCAUAAAAAAAACAAUCUCACAACCUUUUAA